GUAUGUAAAUAGUUCUAACGCGUUAAUUUUCUCUGUUUACAAUAUUAAAAAAAUUCUAGCGUCAAAUUUUUGAUCCCACGUUUGAUACUUUCAGUCUGGCGAUACCCUAGUUGGUCUCGACUUGACUUUACUAUGUCGUUAGCUGUCGAGUUCGAGUGUCGAGAGGUGUAGAGUAGACUACAAAGAGGAACGGUUCAUCAGGUUCUCAUUAUGUAUGAUGCGGUAUUAAAUCAUUAUUUCUUUAUAGAAUCGUGCCCGUUCGCUUAUACUUAGUUAUCGCCAUUACCGCGUGCGAUGAUCUCAACGUCGUCGUGUUCAUCAAAACGAAAACGAAAGUGAUUUUACUGAUUUUUUUUCGAGCGAUUGGUUGAAUUUUCGACAGCUUUAACAUCAUUUCGCGGAUAUACAGUUCAAUUUUUUUGAAAGUGUAAUUGUGAGUAAAUGUAAAUGGGCUCCUGUUGAUUCGAAACGUGUGCAUGUUGUUAUAUUUUGAUAUAUUUUUUUGUGAAAAUGAAGGAUAAAGAAAUUUUGACGAUAUUUUUAACGCUGAUAUUAGCCGUGGUCAAUUUCGCGACAGCUAAUUACAAUUACGAUCACGUUCUGCAUUUAUCUUUGCUAUUUUACGAAGCCCAGAGAUCCGGACAUUUGCCGUCGGAUAAUAGAAUACAAUGGAGAGGAGAUUCCGCUUUGUAUGACCGUGGGUUAAGGGGAGAGGAUCUUUCGGGCGGAUAUUACGAUGCUGGAGAUUUUGUUAAAUUUGGAUUCACGAUGGCAAGCACGACGACGAUAUUAGCAUGGGGAUGUUUAUCAUACAAACAAGCUUACGUCAAAGCCGGAGAAUGGAAAAACAUGCUAUCGGCUCUUCAAUGGGCUUCGGAUUACUUCAUCAAAUGCCACGUCAGCGAUUACGAAUUUUAUGGUCAAGUUGGCGAUUUCACUUUAGAUCAUAAAUUUUGGGGCCGAGCUGAAGAUCUAAAUAUGUCCAGACCAGCAUUCAAAAUAGAUGCCCAACAUCCAGGUUCCGAUUUGGCUGGAGAAGCAGCCGCAGCUUUAGCAGCUAUUUCAAUGGUGUAUAAAGAAGUUGACACGCAAUACUCAUCGUUAUGUUUGACGCACGCUAAGAAAUUGUAUAAAUUUGCUACUCAGUACAGAGGGUUGUAUCAUGAAGCUAUCAAAGGAGCUGCUCAAUAUUACGAAUCGACGGAUUACGGAGACGAACUAACUUGGGCAGCUGCUUGGUUAUUCAAAGCUACAAACGAGGCCCAAUAUUUGGAGGAAGCUGAACACCAUUAUGAAAAUUUCAGGUUACGAGAAAGACCGAACGAAUUCUUCUAUAAUAAAAAAGUAGCCGGAGUCCAAGUAUUAUUAGCGCAAUUAACGAAUCAAUCUGAAUACGUCGAAGCAGCCCGUUCAUUUUGCGAUUUCAGCGUUCAUAGGCAAACCAGAACACCUAAAGGAUUACUCUACAUCGAGAAAUUCGGUACAUUAUGCCACGCUGCGAAUAUUGCUUUCAUUUGCUUACAAGCUACUACGUCAGGAAUAUCGCCAAAAGAAUCAAAAGAAUACGUAGAUUUUGCCAAACAACAGAUUAAUUACAUGUUAGGAGAUGCUGGCCGAAGUUACGUAGUCGGUUUCGGCGAAAAUUAUCCAAAACAACCGUACCAUGCGGCGAGUUCGUGUCCUAAUAGACCGGAGCCCUGUGGCUGGGAGGCGUUUCGUCGGAAUGGCUCGAAUCCUCAGCUUUUACACGGGGCAUUAGUAAGUGGCCCUGAUGAAAACGAUUAUUACAUGGAUAAAAGAGAAGAAUACAUUUAUAACGAAGUAACGCUAGAUUACAAUGCUGGAUUCCAAUCAGCGGUUGCUGGUCUAAGGCAACUGCAGAUACUAGAGCACGCCAAAUUACAAAAGCAAAAGGAGGCUGAGGCAGCUCAACGUCAAUCCAAUCAGAUCACCUUAAUUGGUAAAACGUAUAUUUAACACGAUGCAUAUUAAUUUCGGGGGGUUGAAAAUUACAAAUGUAUCUGAAAUGGAAAAUCAAAUGUGCCAUGUGAUAAGUAUUCGUGUAUGAGAGUGUACGUAAAAUGCUGUGAUUCGUGUCGGCUAAAAACAUCGCAUUUUUUUUCCUUUUGUUUUCUCGCGUAUCGUAUUAAUUUGUGAGAAUAACCAUUUGUUGAGCAUAAGGCUUCGAUAAUUAUUGACGAUAGCCUUUAGUUGAGUUUGAUGUAAUUUUUUUUCUCAUUUAUCGUAGAUAUUUUAAAUUUAAAAAGACUAAAUAUUAAAUUGCAUUUUUUUUUACAUGCGGUAUAGGUAAAUGUUAAUUGGUAAUUUAAGCGUCGAAACAUUACUGCUGUUUUGAUGGUACCUAAUACCUAUAUUAUAUAAGUAUCUUUCUUCUUUUAUGUAUUUUGUAAUGUUGCGUUUUUUCUUUUUUUCAUUAUCAAUGCAUUUACUUAAUUUUUAUUUUUUUAACUCAUUUGACUCGUUUGAAAAAAAUGCAAAAGAAAGGUGUUGAAAUGCCUCACUUCUCAUUUGUAAAAAUUAAAAAUAUAUUCUGAAGCGUAAUGUAUGUGUAGAAAACUGUUCCUUCAAGUAAAAUGUGAUAUAAGUGUUGAGAAUAUUUUAGUGUUUAAGUUGAUUACAUUUUUGUUUAAUUAAUUUUUUACGACAAUAGAGAGAAAAUAAAAUUUGUUUCUAAUA
This is a messenger RNA of Planococcus citri (citrus mealybug), 2697 nucleotides long. Its product is annotated as endoglucanase A-like. The record is from RefSeq and is a predicted model, not a curated record. Gene Ontology annotation, biological process: carbohydrate metabolic process. Gene Ontology annotation, molecular function: hydrolase activity, hydrolyzing O-glycosyl compounds. NCBI's taxonomy places the organism in Eukaryota, Metazoa, Arthropoda, Insecta, Hemiptera, Pseudococcidae. The transcript is spliced from 9 exons. Bases 511 to 1977 code for a protein of 488 amino acids.